Molecule: messenger RNA, 2509 nt
Organism: Phragmites australis (common reed)
Lineage: Eukaryota; Viridiplantae; Streptophyta; Magnoliopsida; Poales; Poaceae
Product: exocyst complex component EXO70E2-like
Exons: 2
Coding region: 430-2253 (607 amino acids)
Biological process (GO): exocytosis
Cellular component (GO): exocyst
Molecular function (GO): phosphatidylinositol-4,5-bisphosphate binding
Source: RefSeq, a predicted model, not a curated record
GAGACGAGACGAGAGAGUCGUCCUUGACUAGCUCCUUCGGCGAGAGAGACGAGACGAGAGACCCCGGCAUCACGGCAUCCUUUCCAAUUGCUUCCUCUGACCAUCCCCAUCCGCCCCGUCGGAGGUUUCCGCAGGGUCCCCCGGUCGCCGUCGCUCCCCUCGGGUUGACUUGACUUACACAACCCUUUGCUAGCCACCCCAAUAAUCCGAUACCAUCUCUCUCUCUCUCUCUCUCUCCCUCUCUCUCUCUCUCUCUCGCCGCACCAGCCUCUCUUCCUCACGCUUGGUUAGAUCGAGCUCUGAAUCCGGGAUUGCGGCGGUCCCGGGGACGGCCGCCGGAACCAGCGAAGCAGCAGCUCUCCGGUGGCGGCGGGAAGGAAAACGGCCUUGUCUGAUUUUGUUGAGGACGACAACUAUAUAAUCCAGAACAUGAUGGCUGCGGAGUUAGUUAAGCAGUGUUCAAACAUCACUCUGAGAGAAGAAAGUGAGAUUUGUGAUAUUAAACAUGCGCUUAAGGCAUUGAGAAAGAAGAUUCUUAUAUUGGAUUUUGACAACUCCAUACAUGUCCAUGAUCCACAGGACUCAUUUGAGUACUUGGAAGUGUUGUACAAAAUCAGACAACUGUCUGAAAGGUUAAGGAGCUUAAACCCUGGUGGAGAAGCCAAACAGCUGGAUGAACUCACUGUGUAUGCUGAUGACCUUUCUGAAAUGGCAAUGGCAAGGCUUGAAGAGGAAUUUGUUUAUCUUCUUACCCAUUACAAACAACCAUUAGAACAGGAACUCCUCUCCUUUCGCUCUACAGAGGAUGGCAGUGUGGAUGACUUUUCACGCAGCUCAUUCAGUGAACAUACUGAAGGGAAGGCAAUGCAAAAUGAUAUCAGUGGAGGAUCAGAAUAUUUUGUGCCUGAUUUGAUUCAACCUGGUGCAGUCUCUGCUGUCAAGUCCAUUGCUAAAUUCAUGUUCCUGAAUGGCUAUGAUAAGGAAUGUUGCCAGGCUUAUAUAAGCGCAAGGCAGAAUGCAAUAGAUGAGUACUUUGGGUCUCUUUGUCUGGACAAGUUUAGUAUAGAAGAACUUAUGAGCACUAGUUGGGACAAACUGAAUUCAUUAAUAAGGAGAUGGAACCGAGCAAUGAGGGUUUUUAUUCAAGUCUACCUUGCAAGUGAGAGGCGACAUAGCAAUCAUGUCUUUGGUGAACUUUCAGUUCCAACUGCCGAGAUGUGCUUCUAUGAAAUUUCAUUUAACCCCAUUAUGCAACUUCUGAGCUUUUAUGAAUCUGUAGCAAUUGUUCCUCCUAAAACAGAAAAGCUCUUUCGUUUGCUUGAUAUGUAUGAGGUCCUAGAUGAUCUGCUCCCUGAAGUAGAAUCCUUGUUUGAAGCAGGAUACGACAAUAUGAUUAUAAAUGAGUAUCAUGAAGUCCUAGUCCAACUGGGAGAAUCAGCAAGGAAGGCCUUUGCAGAGUUCAAAAAUGCCAUCCAAUCAUACACUUCAUCCAGUGCUGUGGCUCGUGGAGCAGUGCAUCCGCUUACAAAGUAUGUUAUGAACUACAUAAAGGCUCUCACGGGAUACAGCAAAACACUUGAUUCACUUCUCAAGGACACAGAUCGAAAAUAUCAGCAUUUUGCUCCUGACAUUCAGUUGAUGGCAAACUCCUAUCCUCAUUUCACGGUGACAGCUUUGCAUCUACAGUCAGUUGCUGCAGUUUUGGAGGCAAAUCUUGAAGCUGGAUCUAGAUUGUACAAAGAUGAUCGAUUGCAGAACAUCUUUAUGAUGAACAACAUCCACUAUAUGGUCCAGAAAGUGAAGAACUCAGACCUUAAAAGCUUUCUUGGUGAUGACUGGAUCCGGGUGCACAAUGGGAAGUUUCGGCAGCAAGCGAUGAGAUAUGAGAGGGCGUCGUGGAAUAACGUCCUCUCUUACCUGAGUGAUGAUGGUUUGUAUGCUGCUGGCAAUGCUGCUUCUCGUAAAACCAUUAGGGACAAGUUCAAGAAUUUCAACCUGUCCUUUGAAGAGGUCUAUCGAGUUCAGACAGCAUGGUCUGUCCCAGAUGACCUACUUCGCGAAGAUGUGCGGAUUUCAAUAUCACUGAAAGUUAUACAGGCCUAUAGGACAUUCGUGGGAAGAUAUUCAGGUCACCUUGACGGCACAAGGCACCGAGAUCGUUACAUAAAGUAUAGGCCCGAGGAUCUGGAGACACUUUUGCUGGAUCUUUUUGAAGGAACUCAAAAGUCAUUGCAGCAUUCUUGCCGAGCGUGAAGCUUAAAGCCCAGUUCUUGUUGAAGAGAUGCCUCAGUUUUUUUUUUUUUUUAUCCCUUGUUUUCCCCCUUCGCUUCAUAUUAGAAUGGUACAGUUGAAUGAUUAUAGCAAUGUCUUGUUCUGCCCAACUUGCAUCAAUAGCCUUUUCUUCGCGGCUCUCUUGCUGCUUAGAGUUCCUCAUACUUUGGUACCAGUGUAUAGUUUCUGAAUAUUUUGUUACUUAUACAGUAUACAGUAAUCCUGCAUUCCCGCGUAA